UUGAGGAACAGUUCUACCGUAGAGGAUGCAUCUCUUGCUGUUUAUGUCUCUCUCUCUCUCUUAGCUUGUUAUCUAGUUAUCUAUCUAAUGCUAACAACAUGAAGCAGUGUUGAGAAAACACGAUUCAUGUUCAGAACAAAUGUUCCAAGCUUGCCUCAUAAUCGCAUUUUAUUGACUGCCCCAAGACUGUAACUAACAAACGUUAUUCCCGCAUUUGAUAAUCUGAUCGUUUUUGUAGCUAGAUAGCAUAACGUUACUGGCUUGACAAAUUCACAACAAGCAACAGUGGUUCAACUCUACCAUUGAAAUCGUGAUGUAGAGGCAUCUCAAGGUCGGGGUUCGGUAUGAAAUACUACACACCUUCUGCUGACGCGUUCCACACAACUGGGAACUCGGAAAAAACGAGGUCAAAAUCAUGAAGACAGACUUCAGUUGCCAUACAGAGAGAUUUGUGAUGUAGCUACCAGUUGGUGGGAGUUGGCAACAAUCAAACAAUGGAAGAUGAUUCCCCGACUCUGAAACCCAGGCGCAUCCAGAACCAGAAUGUGGUCCAUCGACUGGAGCGGCGGCGGAUCUUCUCUGGCCGGGCUGCAGCCCACUGGUACCGCGGGCGCUGCUUCCACCAGAACCUUUUCCCAAACUUCACUGUGGUAAAUGUAGAGAAGCCUCCCUGCUUCCUACGUAAGUUCUCCCCAGAUGGACGCUGCUUCAUAGCCUUCUCCUCUGACCAGACCUCCCUGGAGAUCUAUGAGUACCAGGGCUGCCAUGCGGCUGAGGAUCUGCUGCUGGGGCAGGAUGGGGAGACCCUGGCCAACGGCAAUGACCAGCGCUCCCUCAACAUCCGCGGCCGCCUCUUUGAGCGCUUCUUUUCCCUCCUGCACGUCACUAACGUGGCCUCCAAUGGAGAGCACCUGAACCGAGAGUGCAGCCUGUUCACUGAUGACUGUCGCUAUGUGAUCGUGGGCUCAGCGGUCUACGUGCCCGAGGAGCCCUCUCCACACUUCUUUGAGGUGUACCGCAACAACGAGUCUGUGACUCCCAACCCCCGCUCUCCUCUGGAGGACUACUCACUGCACGUCAUUGACCUGCACACUGGCCGGCUUUGUGACACCAGGUCCUUUAAGUGUGACAAGAUCAUCCUCUCGCACAACCAGGGACUCUACCUCUACCGUAACAUACUGGCUGUUCUUUCUGUUCAGCAGCAGACAAUCCAUGUCUUUCAGGUGACAUCAGAGGGGUUGUUUCUGGACGUGCGGACCAUCGGUCGUUUCUGCUACGAGGACGACCUCCUGACUCUGUCUGCGGUGUACACUGAGGCCCGGGCCGAGGGCCAGCCAGGCUUCUCCCGCCUCUACAAGGAGAAGACCAUCAACUCCCUGAAGCACAGACUACUGGUCUACCUGUGGAGACGGGCUGAGAAGGACGGCAGUGCCACCGCCAAGCGACGCUUCUUCCAGUUCUUUGACCAGCUGAGACAGCUGAGGAUGUGGAAGAUGCAGCUGCUGGAUGAGCACCACCUCUUCAUUAAAUACACCAGCGAGGAUGUGGUCACCCUGCGAGUCACUGAUCCCUCCCAGCCCUCAUUCUUUGUGGUGUACAACAUGGUGUCGACAGAGGUGUUGGCGGUCUUUGAGAACACUUCUGACAAACUUCUGGAGCUGUUUGAGAACUUCUGUGACCUGUUUCGGAACGCUUCGCUCCACAGCGAAGCUGUUCAGUUCCCCUGCUCAGCCUCCAGCAACAACUUUGCACGGCAGGUUCAGAGAAGGUUCAAAGACACCAUAGUUAAUGCAAAGUAUGGCGGUCACACUGAGGCGGUGAGGAGGCUGCUGGGACAGCUGCCCAUUAGUGCUCAGUCCUACAGCAGCAGCCCCUACCUGGAUCUUUCCCUGUUCAGCUACGACGACAAGUGGGUAUCUGUGAUGGAGCGGCCCAAAACAUGUGGAGACCACCCCAUCCGAUUUUAUGCUCGGGACUCUGGAUUGCUGAAGUUCAAGAUCCAGGCAGGCCUGCUGAGCCGGCCCAUUAACCAUGCCGUCCGGCGGCUGGUGGCCUUCACAUUCCACCCCUUUGAGCCGUUCGCCAUCUCAGUACAGAGGACCAACGCUGAGUAUGUGGUGAAUUUCCAUAUGCGGCACGUCUGUGUAUGAGAGGAAAGCAGUGGACUAGACCUGGAGAACUGUGUAGAGCAAACAGCGGCUAUUCUGCCUUUUCCUCUCCCCCUAGUGUGAGGAACAAAAUAAGACUGGACUGUGGGAGGAUCCAGUUGAAGUGGAAAUGGGGAGCUUGGGAUUGGGGGGGGGAUUCCUUUCAAGACCAAAUAUGUUUUGGCUUGCUCUCAAAAUCGGCUUUUCCAUAUCACCACAUACCUUUGUUUUUGGUCAAAUGUUAUUCUUAGACAUGUAUUUUUAUUUUGUGUUUUAUUUCAAUAAGUGAUUUAAUCAUUGAUUGUGAUUCUUUAAGGUUAUUAUGAAUAUUUUGCUACAGUAAAAGCUAUUUUUCAUAAUAUGCUUUGCGGAGUGGACCUAGUUAUUAGCCUGAUUGCUCCCUUGUAGCUCAGGGGCCUCAUUUAUAUAACCGUUCUACACUAAAUAUCUGUGUGCGGCAUUUCUGAAAAGAUUGCGCACAUACAAAAAUAUAUGUAUGUUUCCAGUUAGCUUUGGGACACAACAUUGUGAGACACAGUCUUUAUAUUGGUUGCACUCCCUGAGAUGUGCAUCGUUCUAGGGGGUGGUGACGGAAAAUAACCCUAACACAAUUUAGCUGGCUUCACCAAAACAUUACGUUUCCUUUAAAGAAAACCAUAUGUAUAGUCUCUAGAAAAUCUACUUACUAGAAGUAAAGUGAAAUGUGUCACUCGCUAUCAAAUAAACAUCUGAAUCCAACUUUUGUUCAAACCACACCAUAUUCCUGCUGUGUAAACAGUGUUAGAUUUUGUGGUAGGAAGUCUCACAUGAAGGUCUAAUGGCAGCCCGCUGUCUAAUUUCGCAGGAAUAUGGUGUGGUUUGGACAAAAUUUGGAUUCUGACGUUUAUUUGACACAAUUCACUUUACGUCUGGUAAGUAAAGUCCCUGGAGCAGGGUUCUCCAACCUGCUAACAUGAGAGCUACUUAAAAAAAUGAACUUUUUUUUUUUUUAACAUGUCAUGAGUUACUCUUUUCUUUUUAUAGCAUUCAAAUAAGCACAUUCUUCUCCUCUCCCCUGCAACUCUUCCCAGGUCCUUAGUGUACAAGAGAAAGUAGUGCAUGUUCUUUUGUCAAUAUACCUGGUAAAAUAAUGGUUAAUAAACAACUGAGUGGGGCCCUAUAAAAUAAUGUUUUCCCUCAAAUUCUGUUUUAUAUUUUCCCAAGUUGUUUUCUGAGUUUUAUUUUUCCUGGUUUUAGAUUGUUUUAAUGUACUCUCAAAAUUGCAAUUGUUUAUAGAGAAACAACGAACUUUGAUGUUCUGAGUCAAUGUAAAUGAUUAAAUCACAUCUGAAGACCA
This is a messenger RNA of Oncorhynchus keta (chum salmon), 3483 nucleotides long. RefSeq names its product DET1 partner of COP1 E3 ubiquitin ligase (gene det1). The transcript is spliced from 7 exons. Bases 495 to 2150 code for a protein of 551 amino acids. Gene Ontology annotation, molecular function: ubiquitin protein ligase binding; ubiquitin-like ligase-substrate adaptor activity. The record is from RefSeq and is a predicted model, not a curated record. Lineage: Eukaryota; Metazoa; Chordata; Actinopteri; Salmoniformes; Salmonidae. Gene Ontology annotation, cellular component: cullin-RING ubiquitin ligase complex; nucleus. Gene Ontology annotation, biological process: protein ubiquitination; positive regulation of proteasomal ubiquitin-dependent protein catabolic process.